Messenger RNA from Myodes glareolus (Bank vole), 5252 nucleotides. It is a transcript of the gene B4galnt3, whose product is annotated as beta-1,4-N-acetyl-galactosaminyltransferase 3. Gene Ontology annotation, cellular component: Golgi cisterna membrane. Gene Ontology annotation, molecular function: acetylgalactosaminyltransferase activity. The record is from RefSeq and is a predicted model, not a curated record. Lineage: Eukaryota; Metazoa; Chordata; Mammalia; Rodentia; Cricetidae.
UGCGAGACGCCCGCGCAGCCGAGGGACCCCAACGCGCGGAGUAUGAGCGGCCGGCCGGCCGGAGAGCGACCGGGGGAGACUUCUUGCGCGCCACGCUGAGCGGCGGAGCCGGGUCGGGGCAGCGGGUACGGGGUAGCCCGUGCUUGGGCGGCCGGCCGGGCGCAGAGCCAUGGGGAGCCCCCGCGCCGCGCUGCUGAUGCUGCUCCUGCGUCCGAUCAAGCUGCUGAGGAGGCGCUUCCGGCUGCUGCUGCUGCUCGCCGUGGUAUCUGUGGGACUCUGGACUCUGUAUCUGGAGCUGGUGGCGUCGGCCCAGGCCGGCGGGAACCCCCUGAAUCGCAGGUAUGGCAGCUGGAGAGAACUGGCCAAGGCCCUGGCCAACAGGAACAUUCCAGCUGUUGAUCCCAAUCUCCAAUUCUAUCGUCCCCAGAGGCUGAACUUCAAGGACCAAGAAAUUUCCCGAAGUAGGAGUAGGAACAGUAGCUACUUGAAGUGGAACAAGCCUGUCCCCUGGCUUUCAGAGUUCCGGGGACAUGCCAACCUGCAUGUGUUUGAGGACUGGUGUGGCAGCUCUAUCCAGCAGCUCAGGAGGAACCUGCACUUCCCGCUGUACCCCCACAUCCGCACAACCCUGAGGAAGCUGGCUGUGUCCCCCAAGUGGACCAACUAUGGUCUCCGCAUAUUUGGCUACCUGCACCCUUUUACUGAUGGGAAGAUCCAGUUUGCCAUCGCUGCUGAUGACAAUGCCGAAUUCUGGCUGAGUCAUGAUGACCAGGUCUCGGGCCUUCAGCUGCUGGCCAGUGUGGGCAAGACAGGAAAGGAAUGGACAGCCCCUGGAGAGUUUGGGAAAUUUCAGAGUCAAAUUUCCAAGCCAGUGAGCUUAUCAGCCUCCCUCAGGUACUACUUUGAGGUGCUGCACAAACAGAACGAUGAGGGCACUGAUCACGUGGAGAUCGCGUGGAGACGGAAUGACCCUGGAGCCAAGUUCACCAUCAUUGACUCCCCCUCCUUGUCCCUCUUCACAAAUGAGACCACCCUAAGGAUGGAUGAGGUGGGCCACAUCCCACAGACAGCAGCCAGUCAUGUGAGCUCCUCCAAUAAUCCCCCCAGGGAUGAGCAGCCACCAGCUGACAUGCUGCGGCCUGACCCUCGGGACACCCUCUAUCGAGUGCCUCUGAUCCCCAAGUCCCAUCUGCGCCAUGUCCUGCCUGAUUGUCCCUACAAACCCAGCUACCUGGUAGACGGGCUUCCGCUACAGCGCUAUCAAGGCCUCCGCUUUGUUCAUCUGUCCUUUGUUUAUCCCAAUGACUAUACCCGUCUGAGCCACAUGGAGACCCACAAUAAAUGCUUCUACCAUGAAAGUGCCUACGACCAGGAAAGGUCCAGCUUCCAGGAGUAUAUCAAGAUGGACAAGCCAGAGAAAGAGGGCCUGGAGCAGCCAGGUUUUGAGGAUGACCUUCUAGAAGAAUCCCAGUAUGAAGAAGUAGCAGAGGAGAUCCCUGCCUCCCGAGAUGAGGACGCUGGGACACUAGGGAGGAAGCCACAGACUACUUCCACCCCGGGGCUGGGCAUCACUGACUACCACCUCCGGAAGCUCUUGGCUCAUCCGCAGAGCGGCCCACUGGCACAUUUUUCCAAAUACAACUCUACACCUCCCUUUCCAACAAGGGCAAGUGACAUCCUAGACCGGCAGCCAGAGAAAAGGAAGGGGAAAAGUAGCCCUGUGACCAACCAAGAUUUGUCUCAUUCUGACAAGGGGACCCUGAAGAACCUGCCUCUCAUUCCGAGAGCUCGACCCACUAGGGACAGUCCUGGGAAGACUCUGGAGCAGUCUCAGUGGCUGAAUCAAGUGGAGUCCUUUAUUGCUGAGCAGAGACGGGCUGACCGGAUGGAGCCCCAGGCUCCUGCUCCUAGCAGGGACUGGCGUGGGGAGGAGGAAGUGGUGGUAGCAGCGGGCCAGGAAGGAGAAGUGGAGGAAGAGGAAGAGGGGGAAGAAGAGGAGGAAGACAUGAACGAAGCGUUCGAAUAUGUACCUGUGUUUGACCCGGUGGUGAACUGGGACCAGACCUUCAGUGCUCAAAACCUCGACUUCCAAGCCCUGAGGACCGACUGGAUUGAUCUGAGCUGUAACACAUCUGGCAACCUGCUGCUUCCGGAGCAGGAGGCCCUGGAAGUCACACGGGUCUUCCUGAGAAAGCUCAGCCAGAGGACCCGGGGGAGAUACCAGCUGCAGCGCAUUGUGAAUGUGGAGAAGCGCCAGGACCGGCUGCGUGGAGGCCGCUACCUCCUGGAGCUUGAACUGCUGGAAGGCCAGCGCCUGGUGCGCCUCUCAGAGUACGUGUCCACUCGAGGCUGGCGGGGAGGUGACAGCAUUGGUGGAGAGGACACAGAAAACCGGAACCUGCAGGGCUUGGUCUGGAGCCCACAUCGUCGCCGCAGACAUUUGCUCAAUGUCCAGGAUCCAGAGCCAAAACUGUGCUGGCCGCAAGGUUUCUCCUGGAACCAUCGAGCUGUGGUCCACUUUAUCGUGCCUGUGAAGAACCAGGCUCGCUGGGUGCAGCAGUUCAUCAGAGACAUGGAGGGCCUGUCCCAAGUCACUGGCGACCCUCAUUUCAACAUCAUUAUCACAGACUACAGCAGCGAGGACAUGGAUGUGGAGAUGGCUCUGAAGAGAUCCAGGCUGCGGAGCUACCAGUACCUGAAGCUGAGUGGAAACUUUGAGCGCUCCGCUGGACUGCAGGCUGGCGUAGAUCUGGUGAAGGAUCCACACAGCAUCAUCUUCCUCUGUGACCUGCACAUCCACUUCCCAGCAGGAAUCAUCGAUACCAUCCGCAAGCACUGUGUAGAGGGCAAGAUGGCCUUUGCCCCCAUGGUGAUGCGGCUGCACUGUGGGGCCACCCCGCAGUGGCCUGAGGGCUACUGGGAGGUCAAUGGAUUUGGGCUGCUUGGCAUCUACAAGUCCGACCUGGACAAGAUUGGAGGAAUGAACACCAAGGAGUUCCGAGAUCGCUGGGGAGGCGAAGACUGGGAGCUGCUGGACAGGAUCCUCCAAGCAGGCCUGGAAGUGGAUCGGCUCUCCCUCAGGAACUUCUUCCAUCACUUCCAUUCCAAGCGAGGCAUGUGGAAUCGCCGCCAGGUGAAGAUGCCAUGACCACCAGGGACAGCUGCGUACGGCUCCUUUACUUCCGGUUGACUUCAAGAGGGACUAUGAGGAACAGAAGCCUCGGUGCUCACUGACCUCUCCACCAGGGACAAGUGUGGAGGCCCCUCUGCCACCCACCGAGUUGACAGUUGGAACAGCUGCAUAGGAUGGGCAGUGAGGUCCAAAAGAAAACACCCUCUUGAAUAGGAUACCAUCAUGGACCACAAGGGUGCACCCCCACAGCCCCAGCCCUCCUCGUGGGGAGUGUUGACCAUGAACAAGAAACUUCAGUGGGACAGAUUUUAUUUGGAGUGGAGGCGAGUGGGGAAUAAUUUGUAACAGAAUGAAGACUUCUGUCUAGACCCAGCACUGACUGGGAGUGAAGCUGUGCAUUGCAGACCUCAGACCCACUGAGGUGCUGGUCCCAUGUGGAGUACCUCAGCUCCAGGCUCAGUCUGUGCCUUUGAAACACACACAUUCGUCCUGGUAGUCACUGGACAGCUAGCCGGCCACCGACUGGGUAUUAACCCAACUCCUACAGAGAGGGUUCUUUAGUGGAAACCCAACAUUGGUGGCAUCUACCUACUGCAACGGGGUGCAGAGCGGGAAUGGGUGGGCAGUGGGCCCAUUCUCCCCAUUGUCUGACAUGUGGGCUGUGUAGAACCCGCAAGGCCAUGCUGGCUGAGAAAUGCCCCUUCUCCUUUGGCUCGCCUGCCAGUUAAGACCUGGAGAUAAUAGAGAGACCACCAAAGGUGACAUAGGUAACCCUUAAGUCAACUUCUUAAGUGAGAAUUUGGGAGGGACUAAGCAGGGAGUGGCAAGGGAAGAAAAUGUAUACCGUAAGCUUAGCAGCCCUGUGGCCUUACCCUCUCUGGAGAGAGUCCCAGCCUCCCCACCCUGAAGAGAAGAGGCAGUAAAACCUGGCCAUCUCAUAAGGGACAGGGUGAGGUGGGGGAAGCAAGGCCAUGGACAGGAAGAACUGAAAAAUGGUUAGUUUUGGGGACAGCAGCCUGUAACCUUUUCUGUCUUUGGCUACCCGUUCUGUCCCCUAAUGUCACAUACUUACCUUGCACCAAUAGUCCCAGUGCUCUGUGGCUGGGACUUCCUGCUGCUGCUGCUGCACCAGCGGAGCAUUAGAUGCUGGGUAUUAAACCCAGUCUGUGGGGGAAUUGGCGCAGCGCCUUUCCGCUUUGAGAAAGGACUAAUGGGGUGUGCAACAGAAAGGGUUCCACUCCGCGGAGCCUGCCUUUCACGCUGUGAAUCGAAAGCGCAGCAUUUGGAGCUGCAGGACCCAUGUGGUGGACUCUGCAAGUACCAAGAACAGUUUGGCAUCUGCAAAGUGGUACCCACUGGGAACCCGCUGGGCCUUGCCUUUAAGCAAUCAGAAGGGCAGGGCGGUUCUGUCCAUGGGUUGUGGCCUCUUCUCAUCCCUGCUCAGGCCUUCUGCCCUUUAGAAAAGGCACAUAGGAAGUAGGUUAGGGCUACAGUCGGGCAGCUGGAGUGCCAGGCUUCUCUAAGGCCAUGGAUUCUUGGAAUUGGGCUGGAAGGCCAAAGCCAGUCCCUGCAGUCCUCUGUUUCUGAGGACUGGGAGCCCUCCAGGCCUUCUCCACCCUGCUCACCACCUUCCUCCCAGGUCUAGUGCCUUGUGUUUGAUGUCUGUUACCUCCUUACCAUCUGCCUUAAGGGAAAGGAAAGUGCUGUGGGUGGGGAGAGGGAGGAGGGCACUAAAGUCAGCAUCUUAGAAAACAAAAGACUGUUUCCCUGUUGCCCAAGAACCAGGAGACAACACUGGUGUCCCUCAGCUGUUUGCUCAGUUACAGCUAAGGACUGUCCCUUGCCUUCGGCCUCGGUGCUUGCUGACAGAAAGGGCAAACUUUCUGUGUUGUGGUGUGCUGUCCUGGCUGUAUCUCACAGUCUCGGCAGCCCAGGUUAGAGGAGGUCACAACCUUAGCUGGAGAGGCUCCCCCCGCCUGAAGAAGGCUGGCUGGAACAGUGCAACCGUAAUCCCAGCACUUGGGAAGCUGAGACAUGAAGAUCUGGCGUGCAGGGCCAGCCUAGGCUACCUAACAAGAACCUGCCUAAAUAAAGAAAUAAAGAAAUGAAAAAGUUUCUU